AUGUUAGCUGCUAACGAAGAAUCCAUGAAGGCUACAUUGCAGGGUGAGCCCGAGCAAGCUUAUGUGGAAGAGUUGUCGAAGUUAGAGCAACAAGUUCUUAGCCAUAAGCUUCAUGAUUGCCCCGCGCUAGAUGUUGUAUCAUCGGAAGCCAUUGCUAAGCAGGCAUCUGAGCAAGCAUCUGAUGUUUCGUCAUCUGAGGGUAGUCCUUUUUGUAUUCUUUGGCGCCAUCUUUUUCAUUCUUCCCUUGUUUCUCUCUCUGGCGAACUCCUCGAAAACCCCACCGUCGACAAUUCGUCGCCUCCCCCUCAGCUCCUCGACGUCCUCCUCCGAUAUCGUCGUCCCGUCGUCGCCUCCCCCACAAACCCAAAACCCAGCGAGCCGACCGUCUUCACGGGGACGGAAUAUUCCGCUAUCCGAACCACCGUCGCCCUCGCCGUCUGGCUUGGCGCCUUCUACUUCAACGCCGCCGCCGUCCUCAUCGCCGUAUUCCUCCUCCUCCGCCUCGCCGUCACCGUAUUUGGGUUGCUGUUUCUGUUCAUGGUGAUUCCGUUGAAUGAUAAGAACAAACGGGGAAGGAAAUUAUCGAGGUUUAUUUGUAAAUAUGCGUGUGGGUAUUUCCCAAUAACUCUUCAUGUGGAGGAUAUUAAGACCUUUGAUCCAAGCCGAGCUUAUGUGUUCGGGUACGAGCCACAUUCGGUAUUACCUAUUGCUGUAUGCGCGCUUGCUGAUCACACUGGUUUCAUGCCAUUGCCAAAGAUCAAGGUCCUUGCAAGUAGUGCUGUGUUUUACACACCAUUCUUGAGGCAGAUAUGGACAUGGUUAGGGCUGGUUCCAGCGUCCAGAAAGAAUUUUUACUCGUAUCUGAAAGCUGGCUAUAGUUGCAUAGUAGUGCCUGGUGGUGUUCAGGAAAUUAUCCAUAUGGACCAUAAAUCUGAGAUAUGGUGAGGAAGAAGGUGAUGAGGAAGAAGGUGAAGAAGGAGAAGAAGAGGGCUUGAGUAAAUGUAUAGGGAAGGAGUUGAAGAAGCUUCUGCAGUGUCAUAGCCGUUGUAAAUAAUUUAUGUAAAAGUUUGUAAACAAUUUAUAUAUCUCUUUACUAUUUUGGUGAAUGUAUUAAUUGAAUAUAAUGGGAUUUGAUAUUGGAAUAUAAUUAGAUUGUGUUGGAUAUGAAUAUAAUUUUUUGUUGUU
Messenger RNA from Asparagus officinalis (garden asparagus), 1185 nucleotides. RefSeq names its product diacylglycerol O-acyltransferase 2D-like. The transcript has 8 exons. Gene Ontology annotation, biological process: triglyceride biosynthetic process. Gene Ontology annotation, molecular function: diacylglycerol O-acyltransferase activity. Bases 1 to 945 code for a protein of 314 amino acids. The record is from RefSeq and is a predicted model, not a curated record. Gene Ontology annotation, cellular component: endoplasmic reticulum membrane. NCBI's taxonomy places the organism in Eukaryota, Viridiplantae, Streptophyta, Magnoliopsida, Asparagales, Asparagaceae.